AAAGCUUCAAUCUUUGAUGUCCUCUCUCUUUACCCACACCUCUCUCCACUCAGAUUUUCCAUUCCCUUUGAACCCAACACCUCCUUUUUCCCUCUUUCGCUUAAACCCUAACCCCCAAUUUCCAUGCUCAAUCACAUCCAUCAAUGGAAGAAACCCAUCCAAUUUCUUCAAAUUUCUCGAACCUUCUCUUCCCUCAUCUUCACUAAACCCCCAUCCUUCGCCGCAAAGCCCGCCGUUGAUCCCGCCGCCGGCCCAAGCAGCACUGCCAAUGUCGCCGAGCUCAUCACCGGCCUGAGAACCUUGGGUUUGGGUCGAAUUAGAGGUGACCAUUACUAUAGUAACAUUAUUUCGAGCUUGAAUCAGACCCAGGUGGAUCUUAUUAUCGAAAGGUUGAACCUUGAGGACCCUGAAUCGGGUUUUGGGUUCUUCAAUUUGUUGAGGAAUGAGUAUGGUUUUCGGCAUUCGAGGGCUUCGAGUUUCGCAGUUGCUCAUGUUUUAGGGGGGAGGAGGCGGUUUGAGGAGUUGCGGUUGGUUAUGAAGCAAAUGGUGAAGGAGGAAGGUUCUGGUUCUGCAACAUCACUUUGUGAGCUGCUAUUGAGUAGAUUUAGGGACUGGGGCUCGAGUGGUGUGGUGUGGGAUGUUUUGGCGUUUUCGUAUUCAAGAAGUGAGAUGGUUUAUGAUGCCCUGACUGUUCUUGCUAAGAUGAAAGAUCUGAAUUUGAGAGUUUCCACUUCGACGUAUAAUUGCUUGUUGCAUAAUUUAAGGCACACGGAUAUCAUGUGGAAUGUGUAUGAUGCAAUUAAGGAAAGUGGAACUCCUGAGAAUGAGUACACUAGUUCUAUACUUGUAGAUGGACUGUGUGAACAAGCCAGCAUACAAGAUGCGGUUUCAUUUCUCAUGGAAGCUCAGAGGAAGGAGAGUGGGCCUUCAGUUGUUUCGGUCAAUACCAUUAUGUCGAGGUUCUGUAAAUUGGGUUUUGUGGAUAUUGCGAAGUCGUUUUUUUGUAUGAUAUUCAAGUAUGGACUACUUCCUGAUUCAUACAGUUAUAAUAUUCUUAUUCAUGGGCUGUGUGUAGCAGGUUCUUUGGAAGAAGCUUUGGAGUUUACACAAGACAUGGAGAGGCACGGGCUACACCCUGACACCGUGACCUACAAUAUUCUUUGUAAAGGGUUUCGUCUGCUUGGUUUAAUGAAUGGAGCUCAGCAGGUCAUUCAGAAAAUGCUGGUUAAAGGGUUGAAUCCUGAUCAUGUUACGUAUACAAUUCUAAUUUGUGGGCACUGCCAUUCUGGCAAUAUUGAGGAAGCACUUAAGCUGCGGGAAGAGAUGCUUUCAAGGGGUUUUCAGUUGAGUGUCAUCUUAUAUAGCGUACUGCUCAGCAGUUUGUGUAAAAGUGGACGAAUAGAAGAAGCAUUGAGGUUGCAUUAUGAGAUGGAAGCUGUUGGCUUGGAACCAGAUCUUAUAACAUGUUCCAUUCUGAUUCAUGGGCUAUGCAAGCAAGGUACUGUUCAAAGGGCUGUUCAAAUAUAUAGAGAAAUGUACUUGAAGAGAAUAAUACCCCACUAUUCUGCACAUCGAGCAAUUCUUUUAGGUCUGCGCAAGAGAGGGGAUAUAUCUGAGGCAAGGAAGUAUUUUGAUGUUCUAACAACAAUCACAGAGGACAUUGUGUUGUAUAAUAUUAUGAUGGAUGGAUAUGUAAAGCUUGGUAAUAUUGCAGCAGCCUUACACUUAUAUGAACAAACAGUUGAAAAAGGAAUAACUCCUACUGUUGUCACUUUCAAUACGCUUAUGUAUGGUCUCUGCAAAAGUGGAAAACUAAUUGAGGCCAAACGGAUGUUGACUGCCAUUGAGCUGCAUGGAAUGCUACUUAGUCCAGUUACUUACACGACUCUUAUGAAUGGUUACUGUGAAUGGGGAAACAUUCAUGGGAUGAUUAAAUUGCUCCAGGAGAUGAAAGCAAAAGCUGUUGAUCCGACCCAUGUAACUUAUACUGUAAUUAUCAAAGGACUCUGCAAACAGAGGAAACUGCAAAAGGCUGUCCACUUAGUUGAGGCAAUGUAUGCUAAGGACCUAAUCCCAGAUCAGAUCACAUAUAAUACCAUCAUUCAAUGUUUCUGCAGAGCUCGUGACUUGAAGAAAGCUUUUCAGUUGCACGAUGAGAUGUUAAAGCAUAAUCUCGAGCCUACUCCUGUGACAUAUAAUGUCCUCAUCAAUGGUCUUUGUGUAUAUGGUGACCUAAAUGAUGCUGACAGGCUAUUGGAUUUUCUGGAUGACCGUAACAUCAAUUUGACAAAAGUUGCUUAUACCACAUUAAUCAAAGCACAUUGUGCAAAGGGUUAUGCACUCAGGGCAGUGGAGCUCUUUGAUCGGAUGGUGGAGAAAGGAUUUGAAAUCUCCAUCAGAGAUUAUAGUUCUGUAAUAAAUAGGUUAUGCAAAAGGUCUCUAAUAACUGAAGCGAAAUAUUUUUUCUGUAUGAUGCUAUCUGAUCGGAUAUAUCCUGAUCAAGAGCUUUGUAAGGUGAUGCUCAAUGCUUUCCGUCAAGAUGGUGAUUCAAGCUCACUAAAUGAACUCCUUGCUGAGAUGAUCAAAUGUGGCUUUCUUCCUGAUUAAUCCAUGGAAAAGGUGAUAUUGCUUGGCAUCUGGCUAUUGGAAAAGUUGUUCACUGGCUCAUAAACAAGGUUUCAGUCAUGAGCUCUCAUGCCUACCCUAUUUCCUUCCAAACAAGGUUCUUAAAGAGAUGCAAAGAAAUGAAUCUGAGUUGGCAUAAACUGCCGCUACUGUUCUUGGCAUUUUCCUAAGAUGGGAUUUUAAAGCAAGUCCAGAUAUGCUUUCAUUUGUAUGGUUAUUAUUGAUUAUAUAGAAUUACUGUAAUGUGUUCUGAUUCAUUUACAGGACAGUUCCAGAAGCUAGAAAAGCAUUGAUAAAGAGCCUUCCUGACAGAUGGCGUUGAAACUGGUUCAAAGAUAUCUUUCCAGAUUGUUAUGUUCUCAAACUAUUUGCUGAGAUUAUAACUCGGGAGUCAUGAGUCAGGAUCAAAGUGGGCU
Molecule: messenger RNA, 3041 nt
Organism: Fragaria vesca subsp. vesca
Lineage: Eukaryota; Viridiplantae; Streptophyta; Magnoliopsida; Rosales; Rosaceae
Product: putative pentatricopeptide repeat-containing protein At1g13630-like
Exons: 4
Coding region: 124-2607 (827 amino acids)
Molecular function (GO): protein binding
Source: RefSeq, a predicted model, not a curated record